AUGAGCACCACCAGCUUGUCGGCUGUGGCGGAAAGCUACCAGAUGUUCAACCCCAGGGCCUACUUGCAAAACAACUACAUGCCACCUCGCGCCAACUUUGCCAGCGAGGACUUUGUGGUGCCUUGGAAGCUCCGUCGCCUGGCAGAUGCCUUUGCCACAGGGGAAAUCUGUGGGCGUACUCUGAUUGACAUUGGGACAGGCCCCACCAUCUACCAGCUCCUCAGCGCCUGCGAUUUCUUUGAGGAGAUUGUGGCCACGGACUACCUGGAAGUGAACCGGGAUGUGAUCCGCAGUUGGGUACACGGUGAAGAACCUGGUGCCUUUGACUGGUCCCCCUACAUCCAGCAUGUCUGUAAGAUUGAGGGCAAAGGGGAGUCCUGGAAGGAGAAAGAGCAGAAGCUGAAGAAGAAACUGAAGAUCUUCCCCAUCGAUGUCCACCAACCCAACCCGCUGGGUUCUUUGCUCACCCAACCCGCCGAUGCCUUGGUUUCCUCUUUCUGCCUGGAGGCCGUGAGCCCGGAUCGACAGAGCUUCGACAGGGCCCUGCAGAACGUCACCACCCUCCUCAAGCCCAGCGGCCACUUCCUCAUGAUCGGGGCUUUGGAAGAGUCCUUCUACUUGGCCGGAGAAGCCAAGCUGCGGGUGGUGCCGGUACGCGAGGGGGAUGUCCAGGAAGCCUUCACCAAGAGCGGCUACCACAUCCGCAGCUUCCGCUCCUACACCAUGCCGCCGAGCCUGAAGAUUGGUGUGGAUGACGUCCAGGGCAUCUUCUUCAUCCAUGCGCAGAAGUCCACCUGA
Messenger RNA from Euleptes europaea (tarantolino), 798 nucleotides. RefSeq names its product phenylethanolamine N-methyltransferase (gene PNMT). Bases 1 to 798 code for a protein of 265 amino acids. Gene Ontology annotation, molecular function: phenylethanolamine N-methyltransferase activity. The record is from RefSeq and is a predicted model, not a curated record. Gene Ontology annotation, cellular component: cytosol. The transcript is spliced from 3 exons. Lineage: Eukaryota; Metazoa; Chordata; Lepidosauria; Squamata; Sphaerodactylidae.